AUGCCGGUGCUAGACGGGCUUCGACAUGGCGAGCCGGUUGACGGCAGCGUAAGCGCCGAUUUCAACCCCAAUGAUGCCGAACGACAGAAAAUCGUCAUUGUAGGACUGGGCAUGGUGGCCAUUUCUCUGAUUGAGAAAAUCAUCAAACAGGACACGGCUCGCCGAUUUGAUAUUGUGGUGAUCGGCGAGGAGAACCAUGUCGCGUAUAACCGCGUGGGGCUCUCGUCAUACUUCGAGCACCGCAAGAUCGAGGAUCUCUACCUCAACCCCAAGGAAUGGUACGCAUCUUUCAAAGAGCGAGAAUUCGACCACCAUCUCAACACCCGCGUCACCGGUAUCGACCCGAGCAGCAAGACCGUGAACACCUCCACUGGCGGUACCAUUUCCUAUGACACCCUCGUUCUCGCUACUGGCUCAGAUGCCGUUCUCCCCACCCACACCCCCGGCCACGAUGCCAAAGGAAUUUUCGUCUACCGCACGAUCGACGACUUGGAGCGACUCAUCGACUUCGCUGCCAAACACAAAGGUGAAACUGCAGUCACAGUCGGUGGGGGGCUACUGGGACUCGAGGCCGCCAAGGCCAUGACUGACCUGGAAGACUUUGGGAAUGUGAAGCUCAUUGAUCGCAAUAAGUGGGUGCUGGCGCGACAGCUGGAUGGCGACGCAGGGUCGUUGGUCACUCGCAAGAUUCGCGAAUUAGGCCUUGACGUGCUCCAUCAGAAGCGGGUUGCGGUCGUCAACACAGACGCAGACAAUAAUGUGACGGGCAUAACCUUUGAAGAUGGGCAACGUAUUGAUUGUUGCUGUAUCUGCUUUGCCAUUGGCGUGAAGCCCAGAGAUGAGCUAGGUCCAUCGGCUGGAAUCCAAUCUGCCGAGCGAGGAGGCUUUGUCAUCGACGAGAGUCUCCGAACUUCGAUUCCAGACAUCUACGCCGUGGGCGAGUGUGCAAGCUGGGAGAACCAGACAUUCGGCAUCAUCGCUCCCGGCAUUGAGAUGGCGGAUGUACUCGCCUACAAUCUCACAAACCCCGACAAGGAACCCCGGAGCUUCACAAGGCCGGAUCUCAGCACAAAAUUGAAGCUCCUCGGGGUCGAUGUCGCCUCCUUUGGAGACUUCUUUGCCGAUCGCGAUGGCCCGAAGUUUCUCCCGGGGAACCGUCCAUCUCUGACAGGCUCGAGCACAGAUGAAAAUGAUCCGCCGGUCAAGGCUUUGACUUAUAAAGACCCUUUCGGUGGAGUAUACAAGAAGUACCUUUUCACUAUGGAUGGGAAAUUCCUGCUUGGAGGAAUGAUGAUCGGAGAUACGAGGGAUUACCUCAAGUUGAACCAAAUGGUCAAGGCUCAGAAGGAGCUGGAGGUUCCACCCAGCCAGUUGAUUCUUGGGGCGCAGAAGGAUGGCGAAGAGAAUGCCGACGAUCUUGAUGACAGCACUCAAAUCUGCUCCUGUCACAACGUGACAAAGGGCGACGUAGUCGACAAUGUCAAAAAUGGGACCUGCAAGACCAUCGGCGAGGUUAAGUCCUGUACCAAAGCAGGAACUGGCUGUGGUGGCUGUAUGCCCCUGGUUCAGUCAAUCUUCAACAAGACCAUGCUUGAAAUGGGUCAAGAGGUGUCGAAUCACUUGUGCAUGCAUAUCCCGUACUCGCGCGCAGAUCUCUACAAUGUCAUUGCCGUAAAGCAGUUGAAGACAUUCGUUGAAGUGAUGCAAGUGGCUGGUAACAACCCCGAUUCCCUAGGAUGUGAGACUUGCAAACCCGCAAUUGGUUCCAUCCUCUCAAGUCAAUUCAACCCUCAUGUCAUGGACAAGGGAUACAACGACCUGCAAGACACAAAUGACAAAUUCCUCGCCAACAUUCAAAGAAACGGCACAUUCUCCGUGGUUCCUCGUGUACCCGGUGGAGAAAUCACUGCCGACAAACUCAUCGCAAUCGGUUCGGUCGCAAAGAAAUACGGACUAUACUGCAAGAUCACCGGCGCCCAAAGAAUUGACAUGUUUGGCGCAAAGAAGCAAGAUCUUUUGUAUAUUUGGCAGGAACUUGUAGAUGCAGGCAUGGAGAGUGGCCAUGCUUAUGCGAAGGCACUUCGUGCAAUCAAGAGUUGCGUCGGUACCACCUGGUGUCGCUUCGGCAUUGGUGACAGUGUCGGCAUGGCCAUCCGGCUUGAGGAGCGAUACAAGAGUGUACGGGCACCGCACAAAUUCAAGGCCGCCGUUUCUGGCUGCGUUCGAGAAUGCGCUGAGGCUCAGAACAAAGACUUCGGUCUGAUCGCCACAGAAAAGGGCUUCAACAUCUUCGUCGGAGGCAACGGAGGAGCCAAACCACGACACUCCGAGCUUCUCGUAACAGAUGUCCCGGUGGAGAUGGUCAUCCCCAUCAUCGACCGCUACCUCAUCUUCUACAUCCGAACUGCCGACAAACUACAACGAACAGCCAGAUGGAUUGAGAACCUCCCAGGUGGUAUCAAUUACCUGCGAGAGAUAAUUAUCGACGACAAGCUUGGCAUCUGCGCCGACAUGGAGCGACAAAUGCAAGAGCUUGUCGGCGGCUAUUUCUGCGAGUGGACAGAGACACUCAACAAUCCUAAGCGACGCAAGGCUUUCCAGCAAUUCGCCAAUACAGACGAGACGGUUGAUACAGUGGAGGUCGUUCAAGAACGGUCUCAACAGCGGCCGACAUACUGGCCGAAGGACUCUGCGCAGGAGGAUUUCAAGGGCCAUGAAUGGUCCAGCCUCUCGUGGCAGCCUGUCGUCCGAUCAGAUCACUUUUCCGAUGAGCCGCCGCAGGUUUCCUCUGCAAACGUGAAGCGUGGAGAUACACAGCUUGCUGUGUUCAAGAUCAAGGGAAAGUUCUACGCCACGCAGCAAAUGUGCCCUCAUAAGCGGGCCUUUGUAUUAUCAGACGGCUUGAUUGGAGACGAUGAUGCGGGUAAAUACUGGGUGUCAUGUCCAUAUCACAAGCGGAACUUUGAGCUCAAUGGAGAGCAGGCUGGACGAUGCUCGAAUGACGAGAGCAUGAAUAUCGCUACCUUCCCAGUGGAGGAGAGGGACGAUGGAUGGAUCUACCUCAAGUUGCCACCUGUUGAAGAGCUGGAUGCUGUUUUAGGUACGAAGAAGUGGAAGGUUAAGGAAGGAGAAGCCCCAGAUCCGUUCCACAAAAUGGAUAAAAGGUAUAAGGGGAUGAGGGGGAAGAAGGUUGCUAAUGGCGAGGGUUUGAGUCAAUCAGCGGCCCAGCCGGCAAAGAGCAUUGACUGGUGA
Molecule: messenger RNA, 3252 nt
Organism: Penicillium argentinense
Lineage: Eukaryota; Fungi; Ascomycota; Eurotiomycetes; Eurotiales; Aspergillaceae
Gene: niiA
Product: nitrite reductase niiA
Exons: 9
Coding region: 1-3252 (1083 amino acids)
Molecular function (GO): heme binding; flavin adenine dinucleotide binding; 2 iron, 2 sulfur cluster binding
Source: RefSeq, a predicted model, not a curated record